Messenger RNA from Balaenoptera ricei (Rice's whale), 9319 nucleotides. It is a transcript of the gene ZNF641, whose product is annotated as zinc finger protein 641. Bases 147 to 1421 code for a protein of 424 amino acids. The transcript is spliced from 6 exons. Lineage: Eukaryota; Metazoa; Chordata; Mammalia; Artiodactyla; Balaenopteridae. The record is from RefSeq and is a predicted model, not a curated record. Gene Ontology annotation, biological process: regulation of cytokine production; negative regulation of transcription by RNA polymerase II; regulation of immune system process.
GGGCCGCCGUCUCCGCCUGUCGCUGGCUCCGCGGCCGCCGGCUCCGAGGAAGCGAGGGCGGAGGGGAGGGGCAGGCGGCGCCCGGGAGGGAGGCACCGGGCCGCAGGCCAAGACGACCGGGGUCACAAUUUGGGUUUGUAGCAAAAAUGCUUUCAGAACAGACAGCAGCCCUGGGGACAGGAUGGGAAUCAAUGAGUGUUCAGCUGGAUGGAGUGGAGCCCCAGGUGGAAAGGGGAAGCCAGGAAGAGGGGCCAUGGAGAACAGCACCAGGGCCACUGGAGCACCUGUGCUGUGACCUUGAAGAGGAGCCACAGUCGCUUCAGGAGAAGGCUCAGUCGGCUCCCUGGGUUCCUGCCAUUCCCCAGGAAGGGAGCACUGGAGAUUGGGAGAUGGCAGCUGCACUUCUUGCAGCUGGAUCACAGGGCCUGGUAACCAUCAAGGAUGUGUCACUGUGUUUCUCUCAGGAGGAGUGGCGGAGCCUGGACCCUUCUCAGACAGACUUUUAUGGAGAAUACGUCAUGCAGGAAAACUGUGGGAUAGUGGUCUCUCUAAGAUUUCCAAUCCCCAAACUGGAUAUGCUUUCUCAACUAGAAGGAGGGGAAGAACAAUGGGUUCCUGACCCCCAGGACUUAGAAGAGAGGGACAUUCUGAAGGUCACAUAUACAGGAGAUGGAAGUGAGCACGAAGGGGAUACCCCUGAACUAGAAGCAGAACCUCCCAGAAUGUUAUCUAGUGUGUCUGAAGAUACCGUUCUCUGGAACCCAGAGCAGGAUGAGAGCUGGGAUUCCAUGCCCAGGAGCUCCAGAGGCAUGCUCCUUGGCCCACCAUUUCUUCAGGAAGAUAGCUUCUCAAACCUUCUGUGUAGCACAGAAAUGGAUUCCCUGUUAAGACCGCACACAUGCCCCCAGUGUGGGAAACAGUUUGUGUGGGGCUCCCACCUUGCCAGGCACCAGCAAACACACACUGGGGAGAGGCCCUACAGCUGCCUCAAGUGUGAGAAGAGCUUUGGGAGAAGACAUCACCUGAUCCGACACCAGAAAACCCACCUACAUGACAAGCCCAGCAAGUGCUCUGAGUGUGGAAAGAAUUUCCGAUGCAACUCCCAUCUGGCCAGCCACCAGAGAGUACACGCAGAAGGCAAACCCUGCAAGGGCCAAGAGGUUGCAGAGAGCCCUGGGGCUCGGAAGCGGCAGCGCGCUCCGCCAGUGCCAAAGUGCCACGUGUGCACUGAGUGUGGGAAGAGCUUUGGCCGACGGCACCACCUGGUGAGACACUGGCUGACGCACACCGGGGAGAAGCCCUUCCAGUGCCCGCGCUGUGAGAAGAGCUUCGGCCGUAAACACCACCUGGACAGGCACCUGCUGACCCACCAGGGACAGAGUCCCCGGAGCAGCUGGGACAGAGGGACAUCUGUCUUUUGAAAUCUGUUUCUGUUGCAGCUGUGGUCACAUCUUUCAACCGGUGCUACCAGGAGUCUCUGCCAGAGCUGACCCUCUCCUGCACCCCCGUGGCCAGAGUCAUGAGUCCCAGUCCAUCCCUAGAAAGAUGAGGUUCCAGCAUUGGCCAGAGUAUUUCUCACCAGUUCUAUGAGAUGCCACAUAAAGUAGAGUUCUUUGGGCAAAACUUUUGGGAAACAGUGCCUACUGCAUGGGCUGAUAUUCAGCCUGAGCCCAUUCUCCAGGGUACAGUGGUACCAGCAGUUUUUGGCUAAGGCCCAAACUGCUUGGAUUGGUUGGUUGGAGCUUAUGCCAUACCAGUCGUUAAAUAUUUUGAGUAUCACCCUUCCAUAACAUAACUAUUCUCUCUCUCUCUCUCUCUCUCUCUCUCUCUCUCUAUAUAUAUAUAUAUGAAGAGAAAGACCAUAUUGGCAUAUUAAAGGCUCUGAAAAUUUAUGCAGUAGAGCAAAUGGUUAAGCCUCUUUUAAUGCAGUGUUUCCUAAAUUUAUUUGACUUCAGUAUCCUUUUUAUCUCACAUCCCACAGAACUGGUGACUCCAUGAAACAUACUGGUGAACACUGGGUUAGAGAGUAACGAGGAAACAGGAAAGAGAUAGUGAUCAGGCACCCAGAGCCCCCUUUUUUAUCCAGAUGAAAGCUGAGGGGCAGACCUCAUUCUUGUGUGGGCCCAUCAUCCUUACACCGAUCAUCUGAAUAUACAUCCACACCUCUCACCCAACCUGCUGAAAAACAGAAACAAUAACCUUCUCACCCCUGUUCCUGCUCCCUUCACCCUGCAUAUACAUAUAUCCAGCUGAGACACCACACUACAGUGCUAAGAGAUGGACCUUAUACCCCCAAGUAACCCAGGCCCACACAGAAGAAAAAUACUUUAUCCCCUUGAACAGACCCCUUUCCUCUUGACAGUGUCUUUAUGUGUCUGUGUAUCUGUGUGCAGGGUCUUUGAAGAGAGCAUGCAAAGUGCAAACUGUAUAAGCUAGAUUUUCUAGGGGCUAUGUUCUGGGGAUGAGGGUAGUGGGGAUUGUAAGGAUUUUUUUGUUUUGUUUCAAGAUAGUAAGUAAGCUGAGUGAUCAAGGGAGCCCUAGUGGAAAGGGUCAAGUUGUGGCAGUUGAGGUAUAAAGCCUUCCCCAGUAUCACUGAGAUCAAGAUAACUGUGGAUAUUUAAGUCUAGGUCUGAAUCUGUGGGCCACAGAUUCUUUUUGCCAAAGUGGAGAGAGAAAGAGACACCCUCAGUGAGGUGAGCUGUUUCUUACUGAUUUCAAGCAAGGUACAUAUAGAAGCUUUGUGCUUAGUGGAUUUUUUGGUCUUGUUUUAAGUGCUGGGAAAUUAAGGCAGGAGUCACAGUGCUUGCAGGUUGUUAUCACCACUCUUGUUUGACCUUGACUGCCUCAUCAAGGGGGCAGAGUUAUUCUUGUGGAUCUCAGUCCCCUAAACAGAACUUUAGGGGAAAUGGCUGUGGCUUAGCUAUUCAGCUGAUGCAGGGUAAUGAGCUUUCUGGUUGGUUUUCCUCCCAAUUCUGGAAAGGUGUCUGCCCUAAGACUCUCCAACUCCAGAACUUGCAUAAGUAUUCUAGCAUCCAUUAGUUGAUGAGUUGGUCAUUGUUUCUCUUUGUUGAUGAUGUGUUAAUACCAAUCUUAUCAUUUAAAAACUACCUUGUAUGUAAGAGCAGUUUGGGGUUAGGGAGGGAGAAAAGCAAAGAGGAUGGAAGUGGGAUAUUUUCUCUUUAAUGCUUAGAUUCUGGUUUUUCCUUAACACACAUUUCUCAACCACAGUUGGUGGAAUUAACCAGAGAGGCAAGAGGAAGUUAGCUGCAACAGUCUAGUUUAAUGACUGUUCCACUUGCUUAGGAAAAACUGGGUGAAUCAUAGCUCCUUAGAGUCCUGGGCCCAAAUGGAGCCAAAAAUAGGGUCAUUUUGCUCACUGGGCUUCUUAGAGUGGGUAUGACUUGAGCAACCCAGCCCCUACCUCCCUUCUGCUCAGAGCAGCCUUCCCUCUUUGCCUAGAAUGUACUUCUCUUGCUUAUGUUCCUAUGAAUAGAGCAAAAUGGCCAGCCCUUUCUUUGUAAGGCAUCCUUGUCCCAGGUCCUCAGAGACAGGAGCAUUUUAGGAUCAGUAUUAGGAGAUGCCCCAGGGCACAGGAAAAUACUGGGUUCCACUGGCAAAACUGGACUAUGCCAUUUCUUUUACCCUCCCACUAUGCCUCAUUCAUUAAUACAAAUCAGCUCUAUGUGAGCAAUGGUUCAGAACCUGUUUUGGAUCACAGGCCCUUUUGAGAAUCUGACAAAAAACCAUAAACUCACUUUUGAGGAAAAAAAGAUAUUAGUAAUUCACUCAGUUUUGCAUACACAUUUAACAGGUUCACAGCCCAUCCAUGGAUUCACUAAAUGGGGGUCAAAGAAAGGAGUCACCCUGACCCAAUAUGGUCAUUAUAUAUUUGUGUCAAGAAUUACAAGGCAAGGAUCACUAAACAUUUUAAGGACUAAGAUACCAGAGGCGAUAGGAUAUAAGGAGUGUCUAGUCUUUAAUGACUUGAAGGGUAUUGCUUACAUUCUACUCUAUGUUUUUUAAAAAAUUCAUAUGACAUGCUGACAAAUCCAGCUCCUCACGAACCUUGUUUUAAAGACUUGUAUGAGGUGACUGUCCAUACCAUCGGAUCAUGCCUCUUAAUAACCAGGUGUUAACCUCCAGCCUUUGAUCUGUUUUAGUAAUUGUAAGGUGAGAAAGUGAAGCCCCCGAAGUGUAGGUGCACUCAUAGCACCCAACUGAAAGGCAACAUGGCAUCUAAGGGCAUUCUGCAGAAGGGGCAUCCCUUUAGGUCAUUUCUACUGUACUGCUGUCUUCUCUACCUCCGUCCAACACCACUUCCCUUGGACGAAAAAUAAAAUAAGCAACAGCCAUCAGCUGGGCAAAGAGAUUUGAGUGAUUUUUUCCACAGGGAACACUCCCAUCUUCCUCCCAACUGCCUCUGCCACAUGUCUACCCUAUCCUAUCCCCUUUAAAUAAAAAAUAUCUCCGUGUUCUCUCUGAGCAAAAUGUAAAAUAGGGAAGUCCAUAUUUAGGAACCUGUCACCUUUUUCCCUCUGUGUGGUGCCUCUACCCUAUUCAGAGCCCAAGUAUCCUUGCCUUUCCACCCCAUCAGAGUAUCUCUGCAAAGAAUCCCUUACAAUGGAGAUUGUAACCAAAGGGUUAGCUUUCUCAGAGCUAUCUACAUUUUAAGCUGUAGUUCUGAUAGUGGAAGUGGAAAAAGGAAAAGAUUUUCCCUUGUUAAAGUGAUGUUAUGCCUUCAGGGAGCAAAGGGGUGAUAAUUUGGGACAAAAUCCUCCCCUUUCCAGCACUCCUACAAUCAAACCACUGUUUCCUAUUUCCAUCAAGGGCAAGGUGAGCCCUGACUCAGAACCAGAGGUUCCAGAAGACAAGUUCUUUCCAUCUCUAUUCAGUUGAGUGCACUGGAUGGGGGUGAGUGGGGUUGGGCAACAACGGAAAAGUGAAAUCUAUUCCCUUAGGCCCCUUAGAGAUCCUGAGAUGGCAAAGUUUAUUUCUAUUCCAUCAGAAACUUUGGGGAUGGAACCCAGCAAUCGGUCUUUUAACAUACCUACCAGGGUAUUUGAUGUAGGCUCAAGUUUAAGAACUACUGGCUAGGAGAUUCAAAUUCCAUUUUAAUCAGUGGUUCCUCACCAUCUUCAAAUAGGGAGAGAUGGAAUCUUCACACCCCUGUUCUCAGAUUUAUUUUCUGCAAAAUCCUAGGCUAGUUGCUCCUCAGUUCAAUUCCUCUUGGGUCCCAAGUUAUUCCCCCACCCUUAAGUCAGUGAAAGAACUGGGUUAGUCACCAAUUUCAGAAACUGUGGUGGGGUAACUACCAAGCUGUUGUAAUUGGUUGGGGUUGGGGCUGGAGCUUCUUAAAUGGGUAUUGAGAAUUCAUGGGUCGAGAAAUCUGAAAAGACAAAAAGCAGACACCUCAAAGAAGGUAAAUCCAAUGUAAAACUGAAAAAUCCAAUGUAAAACUGAAAAAUCCAAAGAAAUGGUCCUCCUUUGUUAGUUAUCUGGUCCUUUUUCAGGCCUAAUAAGUUGCCCUGGAGGCAGGCGGGGUGGGCAUUCAGCACAAAGGUAGAGAGUAAGGCCAUCUGUCUCAAGCCCCUAAGGACCCAAGUAUUCCUACCCCACAAUUGCACUGGAGACCAAUAAGGGGCCAUGCAGAGGAUUCCUAACCAUGAUUUGGCCAACCCAAAUCAUGGGCAAGGGCAGCAGGAGGAUUAGAGAGCCCCCAGGACAUAAGAGGAAACCAGGCUCAUUUAGUAAGAUGUGACACAAGCAAGAUUUGAACCUAGACUCUGUUUACUUGGUAGAGGUUGUAACCAAUUAAGCCAUGGUGCCUGUGUCAAAACUGCAUCCUCCUGCUUUGAAGAUUCUGUCCAGUUCAGGCUACAGGAAGGGAUCUGUCUUGCAGGCCCUGGCCCUGAUACCUCCUCCACCCCCUCUCCUAGACAUACCCAUGAGGACAGUUGCAAACCUGCCACCUCUGUGGCGCUCUGCAAGGUCAAAAGGUUAGAGUGAACCCAGGUUUCUUCGGGGGAGGCAAUCAACCCGUCUCCUAAGGCAGAGAAGGUUGGCUACAGCUUUCUUCAACUCCAGGACUCAGGCUCUCCCUCUCUCCUUUCCUGCCACAGCCUCCGUACAGUAAGCAGAGCUCUUCCUCCACUCUUCACUCCCACUUCUCUUUUUCAGUUGGUUUGGUUUGGUUUGGCUUUCUGCUUUGUUUUGCCUGGGGAAUGCCACACCUUUCCAAGGGUAUUUAUUCUUCCCAAUUCCUAUCCUUCUUCCAUUGUAGUUUCUCGCUUCAAGUUUCUAGCCAGUUCCAUUCCAUCGUGAGCCCACUUGCUACCUGUCCCUCUGCCUACUGUCCAGUUUCUUUUCUGUCAUCAAGCCUACUAAGCAGAGUCCAUUCCUCAUAUUUCCCACUUUCUUCCCUCAGAUUCUUGGCUUGGCUGCAGCAUCUCAGCUGCCAUCUCCCCACUCUGCCUCUCUCUCUCAUACACAUCUCCCCACAUCUGGACUUGGCCAAGGUUGCCUGUACUGCCAAAUCCAGGCUCUUUACUCCCUCCCUACAGGCUCUUCUUCCCUUGAUGAAGUUUCCAUUUUUUGCAUGCUUACUACGUCCCAGGCACUGGCUGUCCCAGGCCUGGGAGACUGAGUAUGGUGAUGGCCCCUGUACUUAGCAUGUUCCUCAGCCGACUCCUCCACUGCCACCACUCUCCUGCCACACCUCAGGACACUGUGCGCCAAGGGACCCUCUUCCAGGCAACUCUGGGGGUGUAUGCCCACUUGCCAUCCAGCCCAACAGCCUAGUGCCUGCCAGAUUUCUAGCUAUUGUCUGACUUGCUUCCCUCUGAGGGACAGUGAACUUCCCAAGGAUUACCCCACCAGGGACCUUCAUCCGUAUCUUUCGAGAUCUCUAAUACAGUAUGAUCCCUGUCAGUUGAAUAAAGGAUGUAUUGGCUGUGUCGCUGUCUGCCUUUCUCCAUCCUCUCCUCUCCCUUCCAUUCUCAGCUCUUCUCUCCUGAUAAAAAGGCUGCAGCAGAGUGGGAAACACCAGACAGCUCCAGGGGGAGUCACGCAGCCAUGCAGGGGCCCCUCGCUGCCCCUCCCAAAACACACACCUCAAGAUACCACAAGUUAGGCCUCCCCACCUCCCUCCUAGUGUCUUGGCUCCCAGAUGUCACUCCCAUCAGCUAGGGAGGCAACCUGUUCUGGAGACUCAGGGAGCAGAGUGCUGAGCAGGCCGGGCCAAGGGUGAGGUGAGUGAGGGCCUAGCCCAUGAAUUUAAGGAGGCCUUCCAUCUCAGGGUCGUUUAAGUGCUGAUCCACUCUUGAGAGACCCUUAGAGUGCUGAGCCUGAGUCUGGAGCCUGAGGUGGUGGUGGUGACUGAACUGACCCCCUAGACAAAUGUGCAAUUAUUGGAAGUUUGGGGGGAGCCAGAGGAAACCUGCACAGAUGGAGUUAGACAGGAACUGGGUCCACCAGAUGCAUUCACCUUUGAGGGUGAAGAGGAUGGGCAUCUGGUAGAGGGUAUCAAGAGGACAGGGUAAGAAACAGUGUGGGGAAAAAACAUGGAAACCUGGCCUGGGUAAAACCACCAGCCUGUGACCCACUGACAUGGCCUCUCACCCAUGGAGCUUCACUGGGGUGGGGAAAGGGAAUCACUUUGCAGGCACUGGGUGCAGCCCAAAGGCUUUGCUCUUCUUCAUGGGAGUUGCCUUCAAGAGCUUCAAUCCUACUGCUUAGGGGGUGAUCUGUCUCUGCAGCGUUCUUAACACCAGCCAGCCUGUUUUGCCACCUGCCUCGUACUGCAUAUGUUUCACAAUUUUCUUGCGUUCACUCUUACUUCCCCCCCAGGCACUUGGAGUAAAACUUUUGACAUGUCUGGUCUUUCCCCUAACCAAAAAGGGGAAGAGGGAAGGAACUGACAGAGGAAGGAGAAACACAACUGUGACUGUUCAUUGAUGGACCUGUUCUCUCAGCCAGUUCCAGUGGACGACUGAAAUCCUGACUUCCUUCUUCUUACUCUCCUAUCAGUGUCUUUCCUAGCAUUGACAGGACUCAUGCUGACACCGCGUCAGUCUUCAGUUCCUCUCUUCCAAAUCCUUUGGCUUUUUAAAAGUCCUUUCCAGCAUGGUGUCCCUCAAUUAAUUCCCCGAGCAACCUGUCUUCUUGUCCUUGCUAGGCACUUAGGUUUUGGCUGGAUCUGCAGCCCAACCAGACAGCCUUGCCAUGUUAGAAGUCCUCAGAGGAGAAAGAAGAAUAGGAGAAAUCUAUUGCUUUGAGACCACUGACAAACGGAAAUAUUUUCAUGUUCUGAAAACACACUGCCCCCAGUGUGUUGGAGAACACCUUUCCCUACAAGAAACCACUAAAUUAUUAAAACACUCAAGUGUAUAAAUGAAUUCUAAACUUCUGACCUUUCCCUACAUAAAAAAAGAUGUAGAGUUAAUGAGUAGAUGGUGAGGCCCCACUCAACAUCUAUAACUGUAGUGAAGAGAGCACUGGAUUUGCAGUUAAAAGUCAAUUUCUAAAUUGUACAUUUUCUAAACAUUAGCUUUUUAAUUUAAAAUCUAAGAGAUUGUAGUGAAGUAAAAUGAAAUAGUGCAUGCAAAAGUGUAAACCACCUUAUAAACGAAAAAACUAUAACUGACAAUUAUGUGGAAAUUUCUACCUUAUUUUUGAACAAGUUACAAUUUAUACGAAUCUGAAAAUGUGUUAAAUGAAACACAUUUCUAUGUGUUUCCUACAAUUCCCAUCACCUUCCUUCACAAUACAGAACCACUUAGAUUUUUUUGUGUAAUCUUCCAGAGUUUCUUUAUACAAUUGCAAAGAGAUAUAUUUUCCUUCAUUUUACACAAAAGGUAGUUUGGUAUACUCAAUGUCUUGAAUUUUUUCCACUUAAUCUAUCUUGGGGAGCUUGUCAUAACAAUACAUAGAGAAUCUCCCCCUUUUUGUAGCUGUAUGCUGUUUCACUGUAUUGAAGUUUCACAGUUUAACCAGUCCCCUAGUGAUAUUUCCAUUAAUAUCAUUUAGUGCAAUGCUGCACUAAAUACCUUGGACAUAAGUCUUUUCACAAAUGCAUUAAUAUCUAAAAGGUAAAUUCCUAAAAGUGGUUCCACUGGGUCAAAGGACAUUUGAAUUUGUAAUUCUGAAAGCCAAAUUUCUUCCACUGGGGUCAUGGAGAUUUACACUCCCACUAGCACUGUAUGUGAGUGCCUGUUUCCCCACAGCCUCACCAAUAGAGGUUCUUAAACAUUUUAGAUUAAAAAUGCUGUCUUAUUGUUUUAAUGUGCAUUUCCCUUAUGAGUAAAGUUAUACUUUUUUCAUA